Molecule: messenger RNA, 943 nt
Organism: Epinephelus fuscoguttatus (brown-marbled grouper)
Lineage: Eukaryota; Metazoa; Chordata; Actinopteri; Perciformes; Serranidae
Product: cytochrome b-c1 complex subunit Rieske, mitochondrial-like
Exons: 2
Coding region: 111-833 (240 amino acids)
Biological process (GO): mitochondrial electron transport, ubiquinol to cytochrome c
Cellular component (GO): membrane
Molecular function (GO): quinol-cytochrome-c reductase activity; 2 iron, 2 sulfur cluster binding
Source: RefSeq, a predicted model, not a curated record
UAUAGGUGGAGCGGGUUUCUAGUGAAGCAGAUCAAAGAGCUGCACGUAAGAUAUUUUACGCAAGGUCGUGUCCCCAGCUGCGGUCUGGAGGUCCCUCAUUUCGGGGCAAAAUGAUGUCCAUAGCCGCUCGCCCCGGGGUGCUGUCCCCGUACAUGCAGGCUACAAAACACAUAGUUAAAAGGCUGGUGUCCCCUGGAGCCAAGGACGCGGUGUCUGCUUCUGCUGCUGGGGGAAUCCGCCUCAGCCACACAGACAUCAAGAUUCCUGACUUCUCAGACUACCGUCGCCCCGAGGUCGUCGACCCCAACAAGUCCUCCCAGGACAGCAGUGAAUCAAGAAGGGCGUUCUCCUACCUCGUCACUGGAGCGACCACUGUAGUCGGUGUGUAUGCAGCCAAGACAGUGGUCACCCAGUUCGUCUCCUCGAUGAGUGCAUCGGCAGACGUCCUGGCCUUGUCCAAGAUUGAGAUCAAGCUCAGCGACAUCCCUGAAGGCAAGAACAUGACCUUCAAGUGGAGAGGAAAGCCCCUGUUUGUCCGUCACCGCACAGAGAAGGAAAUCGCCACAGAGGCGGCUGUAAAUAUCGCAGAGCUGCGUGACCCCGAGCAUGACAAGGAUAGAGUGCUUAACCCCAGCUGGGUCAUCGUCCUUGGUGUGUGUACCCAUCUGGGUUGUGUGCCCAUCGCCAACGCCGGAGACUACGGAGGCUACUACUGUCCUUGCCAUGGCUCUCACUACGAUGCUUCAGGAAGAAUAAGAAAGGGACCUGCUCCUCUUAACCUGGAGGUUCCUUUCUAUGAAUUCCCCGAUGAGGACACAGUUGUGGUGGGAUGAAUACUGGAGCGCUGUCUCAGUUCCUCUCUGUAAUAUAUAUAUUUUAGAUGAUAGAUAACUCUGAGAGUUGGUGGUGUGUAUUUACUAAUAAAGACAUAUUUCCAACUAUA